Molecule: messenger RNA, 914 nt
Organism: Aethalodelphis obliquidens (Pacific white-sided dolphin)
Lineage: Eukaryota; Metazoa; Chordata; Mammalia; Artiodactyla; Delphinidae
Gene: YIPF7
Product: Yip1 domain family member 7
Exons: 5
Coding region: 2-769 (255 amino acids)
Biological process (GO): vesicle fusion with Golgi apparatus; endoplasmic reticulum to Golgi vesicle-mediated transport
Cellular component (GO): membrane; trans-Golgi network
Source: RefSeq, a predicted model, not a curated record
GAUGUCAAACUUGGGACAAUUUGACUCCGACUUUUACCAAUCUAAUUAUAACAUUGAAAAUCAGGAGCAGAGUUAUAAUGAUUCUAAUGCCUAUGGAAAUCUUUAUGGAUCUAGAAAACAACAAGCCAGUGAGCAGCCUCAGGCUGCCUUCGUCCCACCAGAGAUGCUCGUGUCAUCCAGUUAUGCGGGACAAUUCUUUCAGCCAGCAUCCAACCAGGAUUAUUAUUCACCAUCUUCUUACAUUGACAGUUUUGAUGAAGAGCCUCCUUUACUAGAAGAACUUGGAAUUAAUUUUGAUCACAUACGGCAAAAAACAUUGACAGUGUUAAACCCACUGAAGCCAGCAGAUGGCAGCAUUAUGAAUGAAACAGACCUCACUGGGCCCAUCCUGUUCUGUGGGGUCCUAGGAGCUUCCCUACUUCUGGCAGGAAAAGUCCAGUUUGGUUACGUGUAUGGCACGAGUGCCAUUGGCUGCUUAGGGAUUCACGCCUUACUAAACUUGAUGAGCUCUUCAGGGGUGUCCUGUGGCUGCGUGGCGAGUGUUCUGGGUUACUGCCUGAUACCCAUGGUCAUCCUGUCCAGCUGUGCCAUCUUCUUUUCACUGCAGGGCACCUUUGGAACUGUGUUGGCACUGGUCAUCAUUGGCUGGUGUAGUCUCUCAGCCUCCAAAAUUUUCACUUCAGCCUUGGCCAUGGAAGGACAGCAGCUUCUCAUUGCCUACCCUUGCGCCUUACUUUAUGGGCUUUUUGCCCUCCUAACAGUUUUCUGAAGAUUAUUUGAGAUGGCAUUACAGGAUUCUAUUUUUUUGUCGCUCAGAUUAUCCUGGAAAUGUAUUGGCAUUCACAUUUGGUCAUAUGAUUUCUGUUUUAUCGCUGUUGAGAGAAUAAUAAGCAGAGAGACAAAACAGCACUUAA